UCACAAGGAGCCACCUUCUUCCGUCCCCGUCCCGUCCAUCGCAUUUCUUGGAUGACGGUGAUGUCAGCCUUUACUCUUACGAGGACAUCAAUCUGCUGGGCAGAUGCACCUUCCCAAUUAAGGGUCCGUUCCUUUACACUGGGCCACAUGCAAAAGACUCGUUCCUGGCCACUCCCAAGUGAAAGACAGUCAGAAACUUUCCUUCCAUCCUCCAGGAUUUAGGAUGACUAUCACACGGUAAUUGGCGCAUAUUGUGUCUUCCUUUUUGUGGAUUGUGCUAUUCGAAUUUCUUCAUGGUCGGGCAGUGGCACAUCUGUUCCAUCGUCAUCGAUUGGAGAUUUGGGUUCGCCAUCUCCUGGUGUUACACUUUCACUGCCAUUUAGCAGGUUGCAGAAGUGUUCCAUCCAUAAACACAGUAUGCUCUGGACAACAGUGACCACAAAACUUAUUGGUUACUACAUGAGAAUGCAAUAACGCAAAGAUGACUAUAAAUCCUACCCCUAGACUGAGAUUUUAACCGUUCCCAGGACAGUCGUGACGACAUAAUCAGAAUCAAACUAUUUUUUUAUUGGAUUGAUGACUUUUAACUUAAAAAUAGUGUUUUUAUCUUUGCUAAGGUUUUUAUCUUUACAGUUUAAGGUUUAUGACUUCGCUCAGCUUCGUCAAUAUUCAAAGACAGCACGAACUAAAAUACAUCAAUUGUAAAGGAAUUAAGCCCACAAAACGGAAUAUGGAAUAAAAUCCAAUAUCAACGCAUCAAAUCACAAUCGCCGUAACUCCAUUACAAAUACUAUUAAUCUAAUAUCUUUUUUAAAUAUCUGCUCGAAAGUUUAAAUUUAUUGUUUUAACUCAAUCUCAAUCGUACGAAAGACAGUUUCUAACUUUCCUAAAUAUUAUAUUAAAAUAUACCAUUGCAAUGCAACUCUGUUUCCACAGUUUCAGCAGUGUUGAUAUUUUGAUUAUUUUAAAUGUCAAUUUUUUUUUCAACUAUUUAUUUAACAUAACAUUAACAAGCUAAUUUAGUUAAAGUGCUGAUAUUUCCAGAGAAAGUAUUAAAAAAGAUAUAUCUUUCACUAUAAUAAAUACUUUAAAUAAAAAAAUACAGCUUCUUGUCAUCAUACCAACGCAAACAAAUUUGUUAACUGUAAAUAUUUCAAAAUAAAAUGGAGCACUUGGACAUCACGCUUCAAUUAGGACAAAUGCUAUUGGUGCAAACAGCUAGUGAAUUAUUAACGGGCACAUUGAAAUAUGUUGAUCUCAAUCGCAAGAUUAUCGAAUUGGAUAACCCUUAUGACCAGCGCUCAAAUUGUCAAUAUAACUCGCCACAAAUUUUGGCGUUUCCUCAAAUUCAGAAGUUGCAAAUCAUAAGAGACGAUGAACCUUCGAGUAACUCAAAUAGCUACAGUGAUACGGGUACAUCAGCUACAUCAUCGGGAAGUCACACAAGCUACGGUACCGCGCUGAAGUCGCCAACUUCAUCUCCUGAAAAUAAAGUAUUAUCCACAGAAGAAAGUGAUGUUGCGCUCAGUACAACUGAAUUAGAGUUGAUACAUGAGCAGCUAAAUACGGUGAUAUGCAUUACACAGACGGAUCAAAAGUAUCACAAAGCGCUUGUAGACAUUCGUGUGCAACCAGUUGUUGCGCUUGUAAUGGAGCCGGUAGAUUAUGGACGCGCACAACGUACAUCAGUGAUGGUUAUAGCGACAUUUCAAACUGUCUACAUAUUCGACAUUAUUGCUUUAGGCAGCAUAUUUCGUGAAAUGAAACAGCUACUGGAGGCUGAGCGACCACGCAAAGUGGUACACUAUAGUCAUAAAUUAGUUGAUCACCUAAUGAAUCGACAUGGCGUGAAGUUAGGUGGUAUAUUCGAUACGUUUGUAGCCGUAUCUCUCGUAAGAGGAAUCAAAGAACCAAUGACUUUAAUAGAAGCUGUGGAAAAUACAUUGAAUAUAACACGUCUUUUCUUUAACCCCGAGACGGAAGACAACUUACACAAUAACCCUUAUAAACGACCGCUGUCCUUAGUAGCGCGUCAAGUGCUGGCAAAGAAAGCAGUAUUGCAAUUAAAGCUACACGAACAUCUACUCCACAAGCACAUGCUGAAGAACUUCUACAAUCAAUGUGAUAUAUUUUCGCAUACAUUUUGUGAAAGUGAAGAUGCCACUAUGCCCAUGGAAAUGCAACGUAAGAGUCGUGCUGGAUUUCAGCAUAUAAAACGUAGUACAAAAGACUUUGAAUUCAAAUUCAGUGAAUUAAUGAAAUAAGUGCGAAAAGAUUAUACUGUUAUUCGCUAUUUUGUGUAUUCAGUGUAUAAAGUGUAAAUGUAAACUAAGUGGUGAAGCUCUCGGUUUAUAAUUAACUUUAACGUGAAUUAUUAAAUUAAAAUUGUGCAUAAUGUAUGAUAUUUGGCUGUGGAAACAAGCUUUCAAGCGUUCACUUAAAAGUUAGUUGUAUGUAUUUGUUUAACAGCUAAAAAGAUAUAUUAAAAGUGUUCAUUAAUUGUUGAAGAACUGAGAAUAGAUAAACAAAUUACACAAAUGAAAUCACCAUAAUUAAUAAAAUAAUCAUUUAUUAUUUAUCAUUUAUAAAAUAUCAUUUACUGCCUAAUUUCAUAUGAAGUAAUAUUUAUUUUAAUUUAUAGAUGAAGUACAAACUUUAACUAUAUAGCAUGCGCGUUGUUUUUUUUUUUUUUGUUUUCUGUUUUUCUUAAAUUUAAGUUCAAAAAUUGUAAGUAGAAUAUAAUUUAAAAAACUCUUUAUGCUUUGGAAUCAAUUUUGAUGCUUUAAAAAAAUUUAUGCAGCCUCUUUGUAAAUUUCAUGUGAACGACAUUCCCAAUGAAAAAACUCAAACAUUUGUGUUUUUUUCACACGGGGGAAAAUCUUACAUCUUUACAAAUUUACAAAAAUGAAUCUCCAUUUAUAGUUUCAAAACGAAUCAUCAAAAAAUCAAAACAAAAAUAUGUGUGACAAAAUGUCGGAAUUCGAAUAUAAAUUGUUUUACACACGAAAUUCGUAAUACGAAUUUUCUUUCGUGUGGAAAUAAAAAUUCAUGGGAAUGCUUUUGUCACAUGAAGUUUAAAAUAAGGCUGAUUGUUUACAUAAAUGAAUUGCUUUUAUUUAUUAUACUAAUGGUUGUCUUUAAGCCAAACACUUAUUUGAUGUAUUACUUAUUUUAAAAUAAUAUUUCUGAAUGAAUAUUACUUUAAUUCUCUUCCAGAGACCUAUAAAAAGGGUUUGAAACCAAUAAACUAUGUAAUCACUAAAUUAUUCCAACCCUAAUUUUUAAAUUUUUGUUUUCCAAAUAAGCAACUGUGUUCACACAAUGCCAUACAUAAUCUGAAUAUGAAUUAUAAGGAGAAUAUAUUUGUCUCGCUAAUCAAAUUGUCCUUUUGUAUCAUUAUUUUCAAUCGGAACAAAUACAGUACAGAUUUAUCCAUUCUUGGGUCUUCUUUUAAAUCUUCAUAUGUGGUUUAUAAUGCACACUUUUAACACUAAUUUCCCAUUUUAAGGCUGAUAAUUUAUUUGUUAAGCUUAACGAAGUUCCUGAAAUCUAUAUAUAUAAAAAUUAAUGCCGAUUUUCGUUGUAAUUUUAUAACUUAAGUACGGACUCACCUAUGGCUUAUGUGAAGUUUGCACAAAAUCGGUCGAGGGGUUCUUUAUUUAUAAUAAAAUAUUUUUUUGUUUGAAUUAAUGGAUUUGAUGUUAAAUUAAUUUUGUUUUUAUUUCACUUUAUACGUAGCACGUACUGGGCGUCUAGUAUCGUAUAAAUUCAUCUAAUACCCUUCUCCUUAUGGUCCGACCCUGUCAAAACAGCUCGAUUCUUUUGCCUCC
Zeugodacus cucurbitae (melon fly) is the source of this 3830-nucleotide messenger RNA. Its product is annotated as protein Exd1 homolog. Bases 1164 to 2264 code for a protein of 366 amino acids. The record is from RefSeq and is a predicted model, not a curated record. The transcript is spliced from 2 exons. Lineage: Eukaryota; Metazoa; Arthropoda; Insecta; Diptera; Tephritidae. Gene Ontology annotation, molecular function: nucleic acid binding.